Zophobas morio is the source of this 1233-nucleotide messenger RNA. RefSeq names its product gustatory receptor for sugar taste 43a-like. The record is from RefSeq and is a predicted model, not a curated record. NCBI's taxonomy places the organism in Eukaryota, Metazoa, Arthropoda, Insecta, Coleoptera, Tenebrionidae. The transcript has 5 exons. Gene Ontology annotation, biological process: male courtship behavior; chemosensory behavior; sensory perception of taste. Gene Ontology annotation, cellular component: axon; membrane; neuronal cell body. The coding region runs from base 1 to 1233 and encodes 410 amino acids.
AUGAAAACUAACGCUGUGAUUACCACGGACUUGUUCCAAGUGUUAGAACCUCUUCUCGUUGUAGCAAGAGUCGCAGGUUUUCUGCCUGUAACAUCCGAGAAAAAAGGGUCCCAGUACAGCAUUGAAGAAUCCUUAAAAUUCAAAAUCUACAGUUACGUCCUGGCUACAAUUUUAACGGUCCUCGCACUAUUAGGUCUAAAUGAAGACCUACCCAUCGAACACUCCAUAAGAAUGAAAAACUCUCUCAUUAAGUACAUAGUUGUAGUUGAUUUGGGAGAAAUCGUCGUUACGGUUUUCACAGGAGUUCUCACGACACCAUUUAAACUGAAAUACUUUUGGAAAAUUUUAAACAGCUUCACUAAAAUGGAAAAAGUGUUUUCAAUCCAUCGUACUUCAGACGAACGCCAACGUUCUAUUUUAUACAUGGGAGUUUCAUUAACCAUUGUCGCUUUUGUUCUAGCUUAUGACGCGGUAUUGUGGAUCAUAAAUGCAUCAGACAUGAGUGUCUUUUUUAAACGAUACACCGCCCUCUACAUUUUGUACUUUCUAGUUUUCAUCCAAGAAUUUCCGUUUUACUUUUUUGCCAGGUUGGUAAAACGAAACAUCGAAAAUUUAAACGGAGCUUUAAAACGUGGUUUAGAAGAAGUACUAAGAACCCAGAACAAACAAUGGGCACCCAUUAUAAAACUUGGUCAGGAACAUCCCGUCAAUACUUCCACUUCAGGACUCACAUACGAUCGGCUCACCGAUUAUAUGAAGUUAGUUGAAGAAAUUGAUGACACCAUAGAAGCAACUAAUGACUUCUGUGCAGUUCAUACACUAUUGAUUUUAUUCAGCUGUUUACUACAUUUGGUAGUAACACCAUACUUCCUUUUAGUAGAAAUUUGCAAUGGUGGUUACCUUCCUUUCACGUUUCUACAACUUGUGUGGAUUUUUGUCCACACUUGUCGACUCAUGGUGAUCGUUGAAAUCUGCCAAAGUGGCGUCAAUGAGUAUCAAAAAACCAUAAAUCUAGUUCUUAAAUUGUGGACAUCCCCACUCCCUCUUAAUAUCAAAGAACAAGUUGAAAUCCUCACAGUCCAAAUAUCGAACAAAAAGAUCAAAUUUUCUUCGUUUGGAAUGAUGAAGAUUAGCCGAUCCAUUUUGACAGCUUUUGGUGGUUCUGUUACUACUUUCCUAGUCAUUUUAUUCCAGUAUGGAGGUACUAAAGGUACCGUCUACGUUCGUAGUUAG